AUGAUGGGUGACGACGUCAGCUUACAUUUCAAAUGCAAAGGUAUCUUGUACAGUUUAUUGGUGAAGACAUCAACGAACGAGAUAACACUAUUGAUGGUAAAAGCUUUGAUAUGCAAGAAGUUUGGGUGGGAUGAAAAAAUGGUGGAAUUGAAAUUGAGAUACAUUCCCCUGAUUGUGAGAUGCGACGAAUACACGACCGUAGCUUCUGAUGACGAUCUCAGGUGCUAUCUAAGUUCAGUUGAUCCCCAAGGCUGUAGAUGUAUGUUGCAUGUAGAGGUCACGGCUUCCUCAACACAGCCCACAGCGCAAGUAUCUAGAGCAGAGAAGGAAAGUUCUGUUGGUGUGAACUAUAAUGAUGAUGAAAUUGGAGGUAAUGCCGUGGCUCUAUAUGUAGGCAACAACGUCGAAGCAGAACAAGAAGAGGAGGCAGAACAAGAAGAGGAGGAGAAUGCAGAGCAUGAAGAGGAAGGAGAAAAAGAAGCUCAGGAGAUGGAUGAGGAUGAUGUUACAGGCGAAUAUAGGCACAACGAAUAUGAUGAACCACCUGUUGUACUAGCUAGUCAGUAUACAGAGCCAUGGGAAGAUGGUUUGAAUGUCAGAUUACUUCAAGAGUUUCCAAAUAAGAAGGCAGUGCAGAGAAUGGUGGAUAAAGCUGCAUUUGAGAACUCUUUUGGUUUUGUGCUAGUGAAAUCAGAUAAGGAACGAUAUGUGGUGAAAUGUCAAGAUAAAAGGUGUGAGUGGAAAUUACGAGCUGCAAAGGUACUAAAUACACGGUUUUGUUUCUCAAUUAGAACGCACCACAAGAUGCAUACAUGCUCCCGGGCUAGUCAGAGUACAGUAAAGAAGAGGAAAGGCACUCCAGAUUUAGUUGCAUGUUUAUUGCAUGGAGAUUAUCCAGGAUCAAUGGAGACACCAAAUCCUGGAACUAUCCAGAAGCUUGUUCAGACCAGAUUUGGUGUGAAGAUAUCCUACUCCACGGCGUUGAGAGGGAAAAAUCGUCAUGCUUAUGAUCUGCGUGGUGAUCCAGGAGAGAGCUACAAGAAAUUGUAUUGUUAUUUGCAUAUGCUAGAGAAGGUGAACGAAGGUACAAAGACAAGUGUGAAAUUGGAUGAAGCCGGAAAAUUCAUGUACCUAUUCAUUGCUUUGGGAGCUACCAUUGAAGGGUUUCAAUGUAUGAGGAAGGUGAUAACUGUGGAUGCAACGCAUCUGAAGAAUGGGUAUCGUGGUGUGCUAGUCUUUGCUUCAGCUCAAGAUCCUAAUAGGCACAACUAUCCCCUGGCGUUUGGUGUACUUGAUAGUGAGAACAAUGAUAGCUGGAAUUGGUUUUUCGAGUUGCUGAAAUCUGUUAUACCAGACUCGUCCGAAUUGGUGUUUAUGACUGACAGAAAUGAGAGCCUCAUCAAUGCCGUAGCUUAUGUGUAUCCAAGGGCUCAUCAUGGGUAUUGUGUAUGGCAUUUGUCUCAAAAUGUGAAGGAUCAUGCCUUUAAUGUCAACAAAGGCGUGGUUUCAUUUUAUUUCAGGGAGAUGAGCAGGCAUUACACGGUGGCUGCGUUUGAGGCGGCUUACAGUUCAUUUGAAGCGAGAUUUCCUUCUGCAGCUGCGUAUCUAGUAAAGACUACGAACAAUAGGAAGGAAACUUGGGCAAGGGUUCAUUUUCCGGGAGUAAGGUACAACCUAGACACAAGCAACUGUGUGGAGUCUUUAAACAGUACUUUUAGGCCUGCAAGGAGAUACGCCUUGAUACCCAUGCUUGAUGCGAUUAUUGCACAAAUUUCUAAAUGGUUUAAUGAACAUCGGAAGGAGGCCGCUGCUGGAUCAGAAGCGCAUAAGUUGGUACCUCUGGUGGAAAACCUAAUGCACGAUAUGUGGAAGGAGGCUGAGAAAUUACAUGCGACGGAGUUAAACAGUUUCGAGCUUCUUUAUGAUGUAGUAGCUAAGAAAUCCGACGGCACCGCUGACCCAGAGAGUAAGAAUUACAGUGUGGACUUAAUCAGGAAAAGUUGCAGUUGCAGGGUGUUUGAUUUUGAGAAGAUUCCUUGUGUCCACGCACUAGCCGCUUUCAUGGAAUUCAACACCAGCAAUGUAGAUAGUUCUCGAUAUCCUAUGCAAUUGAUUGAGCUGGUCUCACAUUAUUACUUGAUCGAGGUGUGGCAAUUGGCGUAUUGGAGGACGAUUUUUCUCGUGCCUCAUGAAUCGGAAUGGAAGGUCCCUGAAGACGUGAAGGCAAAGAAAAUCAUACCGUUGCAACCUAUCCCGAAAAAGGGAAGAAAGAGAACGAAGAGACUUUUUGGUCCCGGAGAAUACCGGCGUCCAAGGACAGCAAACAAAAGGCGGAAAAGACAAGGAAUCGUGUGGGGGGACCUAGAGAAAGGUUCUCAGCCAAGUCCAGAUCCGGAAGUUGUGUAA
Messenger RNA from Microthlaspi erraticum, 2406 nucleotides. Lineage: Eukaryota; Viridiplantae; Streptophyta; Magnoliopsida; Brassicales; Brassicaceae. The record is from the annotation of a GenBank genome assembly.